Messenger RNA from Hyalella azteca, 3202 nucleotides. It is a transcript of the gene me31B, whose product is annotated as ATP-dependent RNA helicase cgh-1. The record is from RefSeq and is a predicted model, not a curated record. Bases 307 to 1626 code for a protein of 439 amino acids. Gene Ontology annotation, molecular function: ATP binding; RNA helicase activity; mRNA binding. Gene Ontology annotation, cellular component: cytoplasmic stress granule; P-body. The transcript is spliced from 11 exons. Gene Ontology annotation, biological process: P-body assembly; cytoplasmic stress granule assembly. Lineage: Eukaryota; Metazoa; Arthropoda; Malacostraca; Amphipoda; Hyalellidae.
GAAAAGUGCUGCGCACGUCGUGUCUAUUAUGUUCUAACCGUUGAAAGCUCAUGCCGUCACGAGAUAAACUUUGACGUCCAUUUCUUGAUAUAUUACGUUGGAAACAAGAACUAAACCUUGCUGUAUUGAUGAAGAGGCGAAGUCCGUGUAAAGAUCAUAACAAUCUCUAACUAGCGUACCGCGAUCGUUUUGACUUGAUUAAAAGGCUUGCUUGCGAGAAUCGCGACGCCAUAUUUGAUUAAGCCGUGUGUUCAUCCAAUUCCUUAAGUACCUGACCGUGGUGGUGAAAGCUGCUGCACAGCCAUCAUGACAGACACAAAUAACCAUGUUAAUCACACUGGCCCCUUGAAGCCAAAUGUCAAACCUAAUUCAGCACCACCCUCUGAUGACAAGUCUUGGAAGUCGAGUAUCCCUAUUCCCCCUAAGGACAGAAGGAAAAAAACAUCGGAUGUGACCGACACUAAAGGAAUAGAAUUUGAAGAUUUUUGCCUGUCCAGACCAUUGCUAAUGGGAAUAUUUGAGAAAGGCUGGGAGCGACCAUCUCCUAUACAAGAAGCAUCCAUUCCCCUAGCCUUAACCGGCAGAGAUAUUCUUGCCAGAGCUAAAAACGGCACUGGCAAAACUGGUGCUUAUUCCAUCCCUCUUGUUGAAAGGAUUAACCCUUCGCUUCCCAAGAUUCAAGCUCUUGUAAUCGUACCCACCCGAGAAUUGGCUCUACAAACUAGUCACAUUUGUAAUGAACUCGCUAAACAUGUUGGCGUCAAAGUCAUGGUCACUACCGGAGGCACAAAUCUUCAGGACGAUAUCAUGAGAGUGUACGAAGGAGUCCAUGCAAUAAUAGCAACUCCUGGCAGAAUACUGGACUUGACAGAAAAAAACAUCGCGAAGAUGGACCACUGCAAGAUGCUGGUGCUGGACGAGGCCGACAAGUUGUUAUCUCAUGACUUCAGAGGAAUGCUUGAUCGUCUGAUCUCUUACCUGCCCUCUGAACGGCAAAUUUUGCUCUACUCGGCCACUUUCCCGCUAACAGUUGAACAGUUCAUGAAGAAACACUUAAGAUCCCCGUACGAGAUAAACCUCAUGGACGAGUUGACGCUCAAAGGAGUCACUCAAUAUUACGCUUACGUACAGGAGAGGCAAAAAGUUCAUUGCUUGAAUACGCUCUUCUCAAAGCUUCAAAUCAACCAGAGCAUCAUAUUCUGCAACUCAACCCAACGCGUGGAGCUGUUAGCGAAGAAAAUCACGGACCUCGGCUACUCCUGCUACUACAUUCAUGCAAAGAUGAACCAGGCGCACCGCAACAGAGUCUUCCACGACUUCCGCGCCGGUCUCUGCAGGAACCUCGUAUGCUCUGACCUUUUCACAAGAGGCAUCGACAUUCAAGCGGUCAACGUCGUAAUUAAUUUUGAUUUGCCGAAAAUGGCGGAAACUUAUCUUCACCGCAUUGGACGAUCGGGUCGGUUUGGCCAUCUUGGUAUUGCAAUCAACUUGAUAACCUUCGAAGACAGAUUCUGCCUGAACCGCAUCGAGAACGAGCUCGGCACUGAAGUAAAGCCAAUCCCCAAGAUAAUCGACCCGUCCUUAUACGUGGCAGAACAUCACUUGGAGGAAGAAGCUUCGAAGUGAAGCGAUAGUAAUAAGAGGAGAGAGUGAAGUGGUGACGAUGUUGUUUAUUCCAGCUGAAAGGACAGCUCGAAUCUAUAAGUCCCCUAGUGUUUGAAAAAGACUUUGUCAGUGCAUUAUUUUGACAUUUGACAUUUCAAUCAAUUUUGCUAAGAAAAUUCUUGCCCAAUUCAUUAUGCCUGAAAAUUGGCCUUUAUUUAAUAUCUUUGUUAGUGUAUUAUACUUCAUACGCUCUUCACGGAAAUACAGUAAAUUGGAAAAUUGAAAGUAAUCCUCUUUGUAUAAAGGAUUUCUCGUGAUCGCGAGUUUUUGUAUAUCUAUUUUUGUACCGUGUGUCUGACACGAUGAAGGCUUGGGCAGCGCUGCAAUCGGAAGGCGAGCUCUGUUUGCGACACUGCCUUUGGACCGUCAUCGUUCAAGCCGCCACUACAAAUCGCAACCUUACUUCAGUUAGCAAGACUUAGACGUGAGAACUUGAGGUUUGGAUGGCAUGCCGCUGAAAUAAAGGUAUUCUUUUGUCUCUAACUUUCAGAAGAGAGCCGUUGAAUGAAGUGGUGUAAUAUUAUGCUAGUGUUAGUAGAUAGCUUAUCUAUGAACUCUGUACUCGAGUGUUUGAAGCCAUUUCCUUUUGAAGUUCAAAUGAUUCGUGCAUCUAUAUAGUGUGCUUCGCACCGCCCUUCGUACAUGGACGAUUUCUUUAUGCUCGGAUAGCUAGUAAUAAUACUAGUUGAAGUUUUUUUCUAUUUAAUGCAACGGAAUCUGUCAGCUCGCCAGCAACCUCCAAUCGGCAUUCUAACAUGGGCUCUGUAAAGUUCUUGAUCUUUCCUUCCUUAACUUUCUCAAACAUCUUCGGUGAAGCAGUGACAAUGCACCAUCGACCACGUCACUUCACCUGAUAAUUGUGCCGGUUGGAGUGCUUCAUCCUUCUUAGCAUCGAGCCCUGCACAUGACGAAACUAUGGCAGCUUCAAUCUAAAUCUGUGAAGAUUCUGGGCGAAAUAUGUCGCUCUGAUCGGACAAGCAGGAGGGAAACUCGCGGUACUUCUACGUUCGUGACUGAUAAACGUUUGUAGUAACGUCGGAAUUUUUGAGUCGUAUAGAGUUCUAAGAGAUCUGAUUAGACAGUCCUAAAGUUGGCAUCUACAUUCUCAGUGGUGAUUCGAAAAGUGCAAUAAGAUUGAAACGACCGCAAGUUGCUCUAAAGCUGUUGGCUUUUAGCUGCCAUUGUAGCGCGUGUGCUCAGGAUGCGAAUGUGUGAUGUCCUCGUUCGAGUCCUUAAUUUAGAGUGUGCUACGAUCGUGCUUAGAUACCGUGCACGCGUAGAUCUUUUCCUAUCUAAAAUUUUCAAGGACAUCAACAAAAAAAAAAAAUCUACAAUAUUGCCGAUGAUCGUGAAGUGGGCGUGACAUGUCGCUUGAUGACCUUCCCUCCUAAGAAGCAUUAAAGAAGCAGUUGUCCUGGGGGCAAGUGCGGAAGAAGUGGACAACUGCACUUGUCUGAGCGAGCUCGCGCCACUUGUCGGGAUCAACGAGGAUAGCGAAAUUUUAUGAAAUUUUUGGCAGUAAAUGUAUCCUCGGAAA